AUGGGGCUUCUUCGGGACGGGGUGGUAAAGCUGCUCGAUGUGGUGACCAAGGGGUUGCCGCAGCAUGGGGCGGAGCAUCCGCAGCACGAGGCAGAGCAGCCGCACCAUGGGGUGGAGCAGCUGCAGCAGGGGGCGCAGAAGGCGCAGCAGGGGGCGGAGCAGGCGCAUCAGGGGGUGGAACAGGCACAGCAGGGGACGGAGCAGGCGGAGCAGGGGGUGGAGAGCCAGCAGCAGCCUCAAUAG
This is a messenger RNA of Closterium sp. Yama58-4, 243 nucleotides long. NCBI's taxonomy places the organism in Eukaryota, Viridiplantae, Streptophyta, Zygnematophyceae, Desmidiales, Closteriaceae. The record is from the annotation of a GenBank genome assembly.